CCACAACUACCGACCGACUUUAUUACCAGCACAUACACACAAAAUAAAUCAUACACAACCAAGCAAGCAGGCCCAACUAACACUACACUCUCUCAAGCCUACACGCAAUUCAAGACAUGUCUCCUCCCCCCUAUUUUUCAGCAACGUAUACGGCGGCCACAUCCAAGGAGGCCAUAUUCCUCGAGGACACUCAUGGCGCACACAACUACCAUCCCCUCCCGGUGGUCAUCUCGCGCGGUGAGGGUGUCCAUGUGUGGGACCCCGAGGGCAAGCACUACUACGACUUCCUCUCGGCAUACUCGGCAGUCAACCAAGGCCAUUGCCACCCGCGCAUUGUGGCCGCGCUAACCGAGCAGGCGUCGCGGCUGUGCCUGUCGUCGCGCGCAUUUUACAACGACAAGCUGGGCGCCACUGAAAAGUUUAUCACCGAGUUCUUUGGCUACGAGAUGAUGUUGCCGAUGAACACGGGCGCAGAAGCCGUCGAGACAGCAAUCAAGCUGGCGCGCAAGUGGGGCCACAUAAACAAGGGCCUGAACGACAAUGGCUUUAUCAUUGGCGUCGACGGCAACUUUCACGGCCGCACCAUGGGCAUCAUCUCGAUGUCGACCGACCCCGAGUGCCGCAACGGCUUUGGGCCAUUCAUGCCAAACAUCACGGCCGUCAACCCAGACACAGGCGCCAAAAUCCGCUAUAACCAUGCCGAGGACCUCGAGGCUGUUCUCGAGGCAUACGGCGACCGUGUGGCCGGGUUCUUGGUUGAGCCCAUCCAAGGCGAGGCCGGGAUCAAGGUGCCCGAGGCUGGGUACCUGAAGCGCUGCUAUGAUCUGUGCAAAAAGCACAAUGUUUUGUUCAUUUGCGACGAGAUCCAGACUGGAAUUGGGCGCACCGGCAAGCUGCUGGCCAUUGAGUAUGAGAAUAUCCACCCCGACAUUGUCAUUCUAGGCAAGGCGCUCUCGGGCGGUGUCUACCCGGUGAGCGCUGUUUUGAGCUCGCGUAGCAUUAUGAUGUCGAUCAAGCCCGGCGAGCACGGGUCGACAUACGGUGGCAACCCGCUGGCUUGCGCUGUCGCUGUCGCUGCACUGAAGGUCGUGCGCGACGAGAACCUCACCGAGCGCGCGUACGAGCUGGGCAAGCGCUUCCGCGAGAGCCUGCGCAAGAUCGAUUCACCGCUGAUCAAGGAGGUGCGCGGCAGGGGGCUGCUCAAUGCCAUCGAGGUCAACGCGAUUCCGGGAAAGACCGCCUGGGACCUGUGUCUGCUGCUGCGCGACCGCGGCCUUCUGGCAAAGCCCACCCACGACACUAUCAUUCGUCUCGCGCCGCCGCUCACCAUCACGGCCGAACAGCUGGACGAGUGCACCAACAUAAUCAUCAACGCAAUUGCCGACUACUCCAAGUGAGCGUUGAGAAAAAAGAGCAUUCUCUGCAUAGGCCCAGCUGCUACUACUUGCUGCUGCGCAUUGGCAACAGAAGGUGAUCAACUUGCACUUGGGCUUCAAGCUCGAGUUUAAAACACGCGCAUUCUUCGGGUGAUCUGACACAGUGAAGCUCAAAAACUCGUUUUUUAUUCUUUUUCGCUUUGCCAAUAUUUAUUACUUUCCGCAU
Messenger RNA from Kickxella alabastrina, 1602 nucleotides. RefSeq names its product ornithine aminotransferase. The transcript has a single exon. Lineage: Eukaryota; Fungi; Kickxellomycota; Kickxellomycetes; Kickxellales; Kickxellaceae. Gene Ontology annotation, molecular function: identical protein binding; L-ornithine transaminase activity; pyridoxal phosphate binding. Bases 117 to 1397 code for a protein of 426 amino acids. Gene Ontology annotation, cellular component: cytoplasm. The record is from RefSeq and is a predicted model, not a curated record.